Molecule: messenger RNA, 1137 nt
Organism: Acytostelium subglobosum LB1
Lineage: Eukaryota; Evosea; Eumycetozoa; Acytosteliales; Acytosteliaceae
Exons: 5
Biological process (GO): ubiquitin-dependent protein catabolic process
Cellular component (GO): cytosol; proteasome regulatory particle, lid subcomplex; nucleus
Molecular function (GO): structural molecule activity
Source: RefSeq, a predicted model, not a curated record
AUGAUGAGAGCAACAGAAUAUUUAGAGCAUUUGAGGAUCACAUUCCCAGAGUUGAUUGAACAAGUCCAGAUCAUUAAACAUUGUUAUGAUCAGAAACUUUAUCAUCAGUUGACUUCACAACUUGAGGACUUUGUUCUGCUGCCUCAGGUGGCCCAGAAGAAUGAACUGGUCAACCUGUACGAGCACUUUAUCAAGGAGUUUGAGUCUAAACUGAAGCCAUUGAGUUUGGUCCUUAUCUGUAUCACUAUAGCCUCUCAUCUUGAGAAUAAUGAAAGCGCAAGGAAGUUCCUCGAGCAGAUAUCAGAAAAGGUCAAGAAGGAUAAGAGUGGAUACAUCUUGUCAUUGGCCUUUAUUGCCUCCAAACAUCUUGAUGCCAAGCAGUUGCCAGAGGCAAAGCAGAUCCUCGAGACUGCCAAGGAUGAGCUCAAGGGUGUCACUGGCCUAGAGCAGACUGUCUACGCUUCAUUCUACCAAGUGAACGCUGAUUAUCACAAGAUAAUGGACCAACAGAGCGAGUUCUAUCAGAGCGCAUUGCUCUAUUUAUCGUACAGCAAGGAGAUACCAUUGCCACAACAGCAGACUCUUGCACUUGAUCUCUGUAUUGCUGCGCUGGUCAGUGAUAAUGUGUAUAGCUUUGGUGACUUGAUCGUCAACCCAGUGCUCAAGUCACUGGAGGGUACACCAUUCGCAUGGUUAAUACAACUUCUCAAGGUCUACAACGUUGGCAACAUCCAUCAAUACCAACAAUUGAUUGCCAAGAACCAAGAUGCCUUGACCAAGAUUCCAAAGCUUAACAACAAUAAGGAUCAACUGGCGCAAAAGAUAUCAAUUCUGUCUUUGAUUGAUCUUGCAUUUAGGACUCCUUCGGACAAGCGUUUGAUCUCGUUUGCAACGAUCGCACAGACUACUGAGCUGCAAUUGGGCGAGAUUGAGUUCUUGUUGAUGAAGGCAUUGUCACUCAAACUGAUCAGAGGCUUGAUCGACCAGAUUGACCAGACCAUCAUGAUCACCUGGGUGACACCACGUAUUCUGGACAUCAACCAAAUCGCCACGAUGAAGUCCAAGAUCCUCGAUUGGACCGACAAGACACAACAAUCCCUUCGUAUAUUGGAGACUGAGACAGUGGACCUUGUCGUU